Molecule: messenger RNA, 6059 nt
Organism: Porites evermanni
Lineage: Eukaryota; Metazoa; Cnidaria; Anthozoa; Scleractinia; Poritidae
Source: the annotation of a GenBank genome assembly
AUGUAUUCGUGCACUUUUUGCGCUGGUUUUCUGGGACAUUCUUUUAAAAAGCUUCUUCGCCACAUAAAGUUUAUUCAUAGUCACGAGCCAAACUUUUCAAUAACGUGCGGUGAUUGUGGUCAAUCAUUUCGUAAAUUUAAUUCCUUCAAGACUCAUAUUCGAAGAGAGCAGGCGAAGAAAAAACUUGAGCAACGUUUUAUCGUGGAGGAAGCAAGCGACACCGAAGUUGACGAACAUCAGGGUUACGAAAGCGAUGGUGAGCAAGGCCCUGAAGAAGAACAAAACGCUGAUACUCACGUUGGUGAUAUCACGAAGUUUUUGGCUUUGUUUAUUUUGAAAACUAAAGAAGAAAACCAACUUAGCCAGCAGUCCAUAGAUUCUAUACUUGCAAACACGGAGGAUGUGGUUGAAACCAGUUUGCAGUAUCUAAAAGAUAAAAUAAGCAGUUGUUUGGCAGACAGUAAUAUACAAAUUGAGGAUGUAAAUGGGUUGGCUGAUGUUUUCAGGGAGCCAUGCGUUUUUUCGCGAGCUAAGGAACCUCUGGCAAAUGAAUACCUGCAGGUCAAGUACUUUCUGGAAAACUUUGAUUUAGUGGUAAGAACAAGAUCGCAUGUUAGCUUUAUACUUCGUGUUUUUCUUAUGUCACCAUGUAUGCCAUAAUGAUAUUUGCAAUCUCCACAUUUAGAUUUUGCAGUUUCUAUUUUGGUGCAAAUCGUAGGGAAGAUAAGACAUUUUUGACUCACGUGCAACCCCGUGUAUUUUGGUCACCUUUAGGCAUCAUGGACCAAUUCUAUUUUAUACAUUCUUUAUGUUGGGAACUAAUAUUGUAGCCUUUCUUUAAAUUAUGAAAGGAGCCGCAGGAGAUAGUCUUGAGUCAGCGUGCAGAGUACCGUACUGUAAGAGGACGUCAAAAAUUAAGGAUUGUCAAGGAAGCAUUUCAGUACAUCCCAAUACUGAAGACUCUACAAGCUUUCCUUAACCAUCCAGAUGUACUUGCAGAGGUAAUUGGUUUAAUGCUUUAAGACGUUAAGAGUUUUCUUUUCGAGGCACGAAAAAAAUGCUUGUACUGAAUGUUAUUAAGUUGUAGUAAUUAAAAUGAUACUAUUCAGGUAGUACAUGUAUGUACAGAAUUACUCUUUGGGAACAGCUCACAUCCUCAGAAAGGUUCUGUCAAUCAAGUGAACUCGUUAGUACCAAAGGACCAUGGUUUGGCCCCGGUGCUUCAGAGACUAAAUAAGCGAGUCAAGUAUUACAAAUUGGAUAAUAAUAACAACAAUUAAUUAGUUAAUUAUUAUUCCUAAAUGGGGAUAACUAAUUUAUUUAGUGGAUUGUGCUAUCCAAUUUUUUGGCACAAGUUGUUGUGCUGCUCAAUAAAAAUAUGUAUAUGAUUGUAUUUUAAACAGCAGUGUUUUUUUGGUAAUGUUGUUUAAGGUAAGAAAUCCCCACAAUAGCAUUGAUGGACUUUUGAGAGACUUUUGUGAUGGUGAAGAUUUCAAGAGACAUCCUCUUUUUGGACAAGACCCACAGGCACUUAUUCUGCACUGCUACUAUGACGACUUCCAAGUUACCAAUCCUCUUGGAUCAAAGACUAGAAAGCACAAAAUAGGUACUUACACAAUACGUAAAAGAAAAUCAAUAAAGCUCCAGAUAGAAGCUGACUAAUAUUAUUUCUUGACUUUUGUGUCACUGACAAAAGAGACACUAUAAAAGAGUUAAUUGUGCAGUACUUUUUAAACUAAUUUCUUGUAUUUUGAAAGCACAACUUGUAGGUCUUGUACUUUAAUCAACACAUUCUUGUGUCAUUUUUUCAUCUUAUUAUGUAAAUAAUUUUAGUAUUACCAUUAGAUCUGUUUUUAGAAAGUAUUUUUGUUUUCUGAACUGUGCUUCACAAAGCUGGGUCUUAGAACAGAACAUUUCCUUGACAUUUUGUACGUUUUAACAUUUUUAAUUUCAGCAGUCAUUAGUCCUCAACAACAAUAUAUAUAUUGCUAUGUGUCACUCCAGCAGAGCUCGAGGAAAAUGCUUGCAGAGUCAAAUAUGUGAGAUAGAAAUAAGUGACAUUCUUGCACUAAUAAUACCCACAGGACUUUCUGUUCAACGUGCCAAUAUUGUGUAUAUGAUACAAGUCGACAUUAAAUUCAGGUUAAAAUUUUUUAACCAAGGUUGAUUUGGUCAAUUUGCUUUGUUUCCUAGCCCUAAUUUUUCAUGGAUUAGGGCUAGGAGACAAAGGAAAUUGAGAAUCAACCUAGGCCAAAAAAUUUAACUUGAAAUCAAUUUUGACCUGUAACAUAUAUACUAGUAAUGGUGUUUAUGCCAUUAAUUUUGUUGAUGUCUGUUUUAUAGGGGCGUUCUACUUCAGCCUUGGAAAUCUUUGUCCACAGUAUCGGUCGGUAAUAAACAUGAUACAACUGGUGGCACUUUGUCCAGUUCCUUACAUAAACACAUAUGGAAUGAACAAAAUUCUUCAACCGUUUAUGAGGGAUAUAAGUCUUCUUGAGUCUGUAAGUAAAACAUUAGUAGUCAACAUUAUUAAAACAUUUUGUCCUGUUUACAUGUCAAGUAUUAUCAACAUAAUACAAGUCUAAACUAGACAGUAGAAAACACCUGUCUCAUUACUUUUAUGAUCUGCACUUUUUACUGGUUGUGUCCUCCUAACGAUGGUAGGAAAAUGAUAUUAGACAGCCAAAACAAUGAAUUUUGCCACCACACCACUGCAUUUAGGCAAAUAGAUUGUGUAUAUUUGCAUUAACCUAUAGAUUCGAAGGUCACUUUGUAAUUGCUAGCAAUAAGUAUUGCUAGCACACUGUAGCGAUACAUAAUUAUGUAUGUUAUGGUUCUGUUUUAUCUUCUCUUUAAUUUUUUCUUUUCUUUUCUCUUGCAAUAUGGUAAAGUAUGAUAAGUUUUAAAACAAGAGAUAAAAAAAUUUAAACCAAGGGUAAAAUUGAACCACAACAUAACUUAUUUGCAUAGCUGAUGAUUAUACAGACUUUAUUUUAUGACAAUUACUGUACAUAACAUUUAUCGCCAUUUUCAGUAAUAUUAUUGUUUAGUGUAGUGUUUUCAAUGAUUAUACUCAUGGAGAAUUAACAUAAUUUUUUCAAUUAUUGAAAAAAUUAUUUAAAAAUGUUCUUUGCAGGAAGUUGGUGUAAAGUUCAAAAUAGAUGGGCAAGAUAGUGUAUUUAAAGGAAGCAUUGGGCCUUUAACUUCAGACAACCUUGGGGCACACUGUAUUGGUGGAUUUAUUGAAGGUUUUAACUCUCUGAGAAUUUGCAGAGUUUGUAUGGGUACAAGCAAUGACAUUCAAACUAAGGUAGGUCAGGUGUCAUUAUCUUUGAAAAAUAAUUUAGUUUCUCCUGUUAGCUGUGAAGUAAUAUGCAUUAAUUUAUAACACAUGUUGUGGUUAAAUUUUAGCCUUAAUUCUAUCAAUUCUAUUUUCCUUUUCAUUAUUGUACACUGUAACACCCCAAAACAAAGAAAUAAUAACAUAAAGGAAAACAGUUGUUAAACUGAUUCUAAUAAUUUUAUUAUAUAAUGUUUAUAACUCUUUCCAACAUAAAGUUCACAGAAGAGCAAUAUCAUCUGCGAACAAGAGUAAGCCACAAUCGACACUGUCAAUUAGUUGAAGAUGAUGCGACAUUAUCAACAACUUAUGGAGUUAAAAGAACAUCGCUUCUUAAUCAGUCCCGUUAUUUUCACGUGGUGGAUGGACUUGACCUUGACAUCAUGCAUGACCAGCUGGAAGGAGUACUUCCCCUUGAGAUCAAGCUGUUGCUCCAAGAGUAUAUUUCAGUGGAGAAGUACCUCUCACUUGACAUUCUCAACAGGAGAAUAGCUGAUUUCGGUUAUCCCUUGACAGAUGUAAGCAAUAAGCCAAGUGCUUUAAAGCAGCAGGCCUUGUCUUCUGAUUCUGCCACUUUAAGUCAGUCAGGUACGUUUGAGACAUUUUCUUAUUCUUGCCUGUCAGUUUUUUAUUUUCCCCUCUGACUGACAGAAAAUCCCUUUCCAAUGGGUAGUAACAACUAGCCCCUCAGCAAAAACAUCAAGAAAAAAAUUUUUUGGGAAUCAUAGUCAUCAUCGAUAUUAAUACCUCUCUGUUUGCAUUUUUUAAUAUUGUUAGCUUCACAGAUGUGGUGCCUUUCACGAAUGCUACCUAUUCUUAUUGGUGACCUUGUUCCAGUUGGUGAUGAGCAUUGGGAAAACUUUCUCCGCCUUCUUCAAAUUGAGGAGAUCAUUUUUGCUCCCAAGACAAGCAUUCAGCUGGCAGCAUAUCUUGCGGUUCUAACUGAGGAGUACCUUACUGGAUUCAGUGAACUUUAUGAUAGGCGAAUGAUCCCGAAGCAACACUAUAUGGUUCAUUAUCCAAGGCAGAUUGUAAGGUAAAUAAAAGGAGUGAAACAUUUUUCAAAUAUAGAUAGAGAAAAAACCGUGAUGAUGGAGAAACCCAUGGGAUUUUUCUAAUAUAUGGAUUUUUUGUAUAUGUUACAGGUCAAAUGUGAUUUCAUGUUAACUUUUUUUGGCCUAGGUUGAUUCUCAAUUUUUGCUUUGUCUCCUAGCCCUAAUUCAUGAAAAAUUAGGGCUAGGAAAUCUUGGUUAGGAGUUCUUGUGAUUCAGAUACAUUUCUUACUUACUAAAUAGGAUGUCACUUUCAUUAUUGUGUGGUCUACUGCGACAAUAAAAACUGAGAAUGUAAAUGUCUUAAUUUUUUGGCAGAAGAGGACCACUUGUGAGGAAUUGGGCCAUGCGCUUUGAGGCUAAGCACAAUUACUUUAAGAAGCUGGUUGAGAGAAUUAAUAACUUUAAGAAUAUCAGUUAUUCUUUGGCAAGGCGCCAUCAAGCCCUCCAAGCAUAUUUGCUUCAGUCCUCAACAGGAAGCUUCUUACGAAUGACCAUGGAUGUUGGACCAGGUACUUCAACAGAAUUGUAUUACAGGGCAUAAAUUUCCAUCUAAAUUCUAUGUGGGACCACAAAAUUGGCCAAUUGCACUGUACAUUGUAUACUAACAUCUCCGUCUUAUGUGCUAUCAAUUCCCUAGGAAGAAAAACAACUGUUCUUGAAAGUGGUUAUUUGGAGCAUUUGCAAGAGAUAUAUCCAGAGAUAGCCGAAGAAAGCACACUAACAAAGUAUGAAAGACAGUCAGUAUUUAGUUUUUAAAACUUUCUGUUCUCAUGUAAUAAAAUUUUUGUCCUUAGUAUGAAAAAUAGAUAAAUUACUUUUAUUUUUAUGUAGCAGUAGUCAAUAUUUGGGUGGAGGGGCAGGCAGUAAGUGCCCUAAUUUGGCCUACUGAAAAGUCUUUAAAAUUUAUACAAUAAUUGUUAUUCCACUAUUAAUUUUUAGCGGCUUGAACAGGGUGUAAUUCUGUACCAGAACCCUUAAACAGGGUGUAGUUUGCAGUGCUUGAUCUGUAUAAGUGGUACCUAAAAUUUCUUUAAAACAAUCUAACUCUAUGAUGUCAAGAAUUAAUUCUGUAUGAAAAAUGAAAUGAAUCAACGCUGUGUGAACUGCCUACCUAAGGCCCAAGCAAUUUUCAGUUUAGGAAUCAUUGUUUUUUAAACUGGGACUUAAUGGUUCUGGACUGGGACUAAUGAUUUUUCACAAGAUGAGUCUCAGGACUCGCAUUAACUAUUUGUAACAAAAUUAUUGAUUAUUAUUUCUGUUUUUUUUUAUAUAUUUAUUUUCUGACAGAACCACUUGGGCAAAAGUUUAUGGCACCAAAUAUAGCAGGGGCUAUGCCAUCAUUGUUGACAUUCGGCAUGGAAUUCCAAGUUUUGGAGAAAUAAAGGAAGUCCUCAUUUUAGAUGGAAGUGAAGUCCUGUUGCAAUAUACAGCCUUGAGUGUCCUUGAAUACGUCACUCAUUUAAACGCCUACAAGGUUACACCAGGAAAUAAAGUGUCCUACAUAAAGCAAGCUGAACUUGUUGAUUUCCAUCCCCUUGGGAAGUGUAGAGGUUUUGGUUGCUAUGCCAGUAAUUUCUUUGUGGUCCUAAAAUACAGAAUUGACUGUUUGCAAUAAUGCAUUUCAUUGCAUUGCAUCGUUUUAUAUUGUUUUUAAUUGAAUUGAG